AUGUCCACCCAAGCCGCCCGCAGCAUCCUCUUCACACACACAUCCCCCCAGCAAGGCUUCAGAUUACUCGAACUACCCCCCGAACUCGCAGAGCUGCUCACAUCAAAACACGCACCUACCCUCGAACUCAAAUCGCCCGCGGCACAAGGAGGCAGCGCAACCGAGGCCCGCGACUACGUCAACCUCUGCACGCCGACCCGCACCUACCGCCUCCGCCAGGUGCAGUCGUCGAACCCGCUGCACAUCCUGCGCCCGAGCGACGGCGGCGUCCCGCGCGGCGACAUCGCCAUGGUCGGUGGGGAGGAGGAGCUCGAGCAGGGGCUGAUCGAGACGGUGACGUCGAUUGCGAAGUGCGGGUCCACGCUGGAGGUGCAUACGCCGCCGGAGGGGUUUUCUGCGAUUCCGGUCUUGGAGAGGUUGCUUCGGGUGUAUGAGGGGAGUGAGGAUGUGGAUGUGAAUGUGGAUGUGGAGGGGGGCGGGGGCGGGAGAGAGGACGCCGAGGCGGUGAUGCGGCGCGUGUUUGCGGACGUGCCUGUGUCGCGGGCGCAGUGUGAGCGCGGCUGGACCGAGUUGUGUGCGUUUGUGUCUGGCGGGGAGCGUUGCUGGCGGCCGGCGGCGGGGGCGAAGCUGCGGGUAUGGAAGAGGGUGCUGGAGGGCGCGGUGCUGCAGGGUAUCCGGCUCGAGCAGCAGUUUCUUGUAUCGGAUCUGUGGAGGGCGGUGCUGGAGGACGGGGAGGACGCGCCGUUUCCGCGGCCGCUUUUUGAGGCUGUUGUUCGGCGGGUUUGUGAAGCGGGCGAGGGCGAGGGCGAGGCGCGGGGUCUCGCUAGUGGGAACAUGAAAUGUGAGUAUCUACUUUCUCGCGUUAUGGUGGGAGCGUGUGGCUCUGGAUUUUGGGCUGAUGAACUCUUUACAGGGGCUAGUAUUGACAAGGACACCUGCACGCGAUGGGUUGGUGAGAUGUAUCUAGAGGCUGUGGCGCCUACAUCGCAAUCGGCCAUUGGGCGAAGCGAGUUCCUCAACGCAUGGAAGGAUCAUCUACCCGAGAAUUGGCGCGACGAGGUGGUGUUGUCUAAACUGGCGGACGGCGUCUACGGGCUUCCCGAUCCAACGACAAUAUGCUUCGUCAACAGCAUCGACAGACAGAAGGUCAACAAGAAUGUCUCGGCAAAGGCGAGUGCUGCUACAGCGGCCAAGAAGUCACGGAACUGGCACGAAGUGUUCAAGAACCAAAAACGACAAAAGAAUUGA
This is a messenger RNA of Aspergillus clavatus NRRL 1, 1248 nucleotides long. RefSeq names its product putative sister chromatid cohesion protein Dcc1. Gene Ontology annotation, cellular component: Ctf18 RFC-like complex; nucleus; chromatin. The transcript is spliced from 3 exons. The coding region runs from base 1 to 1248 and encodes 415 amino acids. The record is from RefSeq and is a predicted model, not a curated record. Gene Ontology annotation, biological process: maintenance of mitotic sister chromatid cohesion; mitotic sister chromatid cohesion. NCBI's taxonomy places the organism in Eukaryota, Fungi, Ascomycota, Eurotiomycetes, Eurotiales, Aspergillaceae.